CUGAACUCUUCUUGUGAACCCUUGUGUUUAUUCUUUUGGUGUCAACCAUUGUGCCUGUGCCAGGGUUUAUGUGGGGUAUUGAAUAAGUUUCUUUUUUGAUAACGAUCCAGAACCUGAAGGAACUUCUUUUCCCCUUCCCUUUUAUUUUUUUAGUUUGCUGCCCACGGGUAGUGACGACAUUAGCCCUUUUUUUUCUUUGGCCCGUCGCUCCGGUUUUCCGACUCGGUCUUUCCACGCCCAUCGGUGCUUGUGCAUACCUGCGUGUUUGCUGCUUUCGGCUUCUUGCGGUUUGCCUCCGGCUUUCCCUAGAUUUGCCUCUUCAGGGGCGACUAGUGUUGUCGCUCUUCUUUCACCUUUUUUGAAGACGAAUCCUGCUUCGUUUCAUAUCUAUACUUCGUUUUUUGCUAUCAUCAUGGCCUCGAGAUUCUCGGCGCAAUUGCUAGUGCCUUUGGCGAGGUCGUCCGUUCGCUGUCGGGCUGCAUCCGCUCCCGUCUUCUCGGUUCUCGCCGGCCGACAUGCCAUCGCCACUCCUGCUCCAACGGAGCUUCAGAAACGGUAUAGCUCUCAUUCUCCGCUGGGGGCCACCUCGGCCAAUCCCCGGAAGAAGGUGACCAUGCAGACGUUACGGAACCUCUACAAGAAGGGUGAGCCAAUUACGAUGCUUACGGCGCAUGACUUCCCCAGUGGCCAUGUUGCGGAGAUGGCGGGGAUGGACAUGGUCCUGGUCGGUGACAGCUUGGCCAUGGUCGCCCUCGGCAUGGAGGAUACGAGUGAGAUCCUCAUGGACGAGAUGUUGUUGCACUGUCGGAGUGUUGCACGUGCUGUCAAGAGUGCAUUCACGGUCGGCGAUCUCCCUAUGGGAUCUUAUGAAGUAUCUCCCGAGCAGGCUGUUCAGUCUGCCAUCCGCAUUGUGAAGGAGGGUCGCGUCCAGGCUAUAAAGCUCGAGGGUGGUGCUGAGAUGGCUCCGUCCAUCAAACGUAUCACGCAAGCUGGUAUUCCUGUGUGCGGUCACAUCGGGCUUACACCUCAACGUCAACAUGCUCUUGGAGGAUUCCGGGUUCAGGGCAAAACGACCGCCAGCGCAGUGAGGCUUCUGAAGGAUGCUCUAGCUGUCCAAGAGGCUGGCGCAUUCAUGAUGGUUCUGGAGGCGGUGCCCGCUGAGAUUGCCGCCCUCAUCACGAAGAAGUUGCGUGUCCCCACGAUUGGCAUCGGUGCUGGAAACGGAUGUUCCGGACAAGUCCUGGUCCAGAUUGAUAUGACCGGAAACUAUCCCCCGGGCCGGUUCCUUCCCAAAUUUGUCAAGAAGUAUGGCGACGUCUGGGGAGAGGCUAUUAAGGGUAUCCAACAAUACCGUGAUGAAGUCAAGAGCCGAGCGUAUCCUUCCGAAGAAUACACCUACCCCAUUGCGAAGGAGGAAUUGGCCGAGUUUGAAAAGGCCAUCGAGCAUUUUCACAAAGAAUAAAUGCUCAGGAACCCACCCUGAGUCCUAGUGUCUCAUGCUGCGAGCGUUGUUUGAUUCAAAUUCUUUGAAGCAGCAUAUAAUGCAUAUCAUGUCCAGCAAGUCGUUUCUGUGAUACCUUGGUAUUUCAUGUUCAUGUCCAUAAUUCUCAUACAGUGUCAAAUGACCUUUGACGAUUUUUGCGCAUAGUUGCCUUCCU
Molecule: messenger RNA, 1658 nt
Organism: Aspergillus eucalypticola CBS 122712
Lineage: Eukaryota; Fungi; Ascomycota; Eurotiomycetes; Eurotiales; Aspergillaceae
Product: 3-methyl-2-oxobutanoate hydroxymethyltransferase ECM31
Exons: 2
Coding region: 413-1462 (349 amino acids)
Biological process (GO): pantothenate biosynthetic process
Cellular component (GO): mitochondrion
Molecular function (GO): 3-methyl-2-oxobutanoate hydroxymethyltransferase activity; magnesium ion binding
Source: RefSeq, a predicted model, not a curated record